AUGCCGGAAGACUUUCCUUGCAACGACUGGAUGGAGACAUUGGUAUCAGACACUACGGACUCCGCAACACAUGAUUCGAAUGCACGGCUAACGGCAGCAUCUAUCCCUUCAGAAACAACAACAAAGGAGCCGUGGAUUGGCGGACAGCCUGCGAAUGCAACUGCAUACGACCCGUUGUACGAGGUCGCCAGAGAGAUUGUGGCAAGACUCAACUCUACCAUUCUAAAGAAAGCUCCGAACAGUCCAAUUCGUCUGGAACCAGGCGAGGCGUUGAUGAAACGCGCCGAUGACUUCUUCAGCCCUGAUAAUCUGCGUCGCUUCAUAGAGCUCUACUGGUCGACCUGGUACCCGCACUGGCCUGUGAUCCACAGGCCAACCUUCAUCUACACAAACAUUCCGUACACGCUCAUCGCAGUGAUGGUGCUGAUCGGGGCGAGUUACUCAGCUGACCCGGAAGACGGCUACUGGGCUAAGCUCUUUUGUGACGCAGUAGAGGAAACGAUUUUUGGUGACGAGUAUUUUGGCGACAGCUCCUCCUACUCGGCGUUGAACGCAGUCUGCGUUAACAGGCGCCUGAGAGCACUUCAAGCCGCCCAUGCUAUGUGUCUUUGCCAAUUCUGGGAAGGAGACGAUAGAGCAAAACGGCGAGUAAGGAAGCAUCGGUACGGACAGGUUGUCGCAAUGGCUCGAGAACUAGGCUUCGCCAAAGCUAUGCAUCUGGAUUUCGUAUCUCUCUCCGAAGCCGAGUUCGAUUGGGAGGAUUUUGCAUUCAAAGAAGAGCUCAUACGGACCCUCAAUUACAUUGUUGUACUCGACGGUGGUUUCGUAAUGAUGAACAACAUGCCUCCCAGAGUCCUGCCCUCCGAGUUGCGCGCGGAUCUCGUCUGUCCCGAGGCCUGUUUUCAGGCAAGCACGAAAGCCGCCUGCUUCAACCACCUGAGGACAUGGGUUUCUCAUCCUCUAUGGAGGGGUCGACGUAUCUCGAUCGCAGAAGCAUUGAAAAUCAUAAGCAGCAGCCGGGAAUUGGACUCUGAGACGGUGCAAUUCUUCACUCAUCUCGGGGACGUGAACCUGGGUAUUUUGAUCAUCGCCAUCCAUUCUGUGAUCUUCCAUAUUCGGUCAUCAAUCGGACUCCAGUAUGGUUGCCAGUCUUUUCAAUACUGGCUUCGGAACUGGAACUGCAUCUGGAUCCUCCGCUCACGGGAGAACGUCCCACAAGCAUUUGGAACACCGUCGCCAUCGGAAAAGGCAGUCGAUGAUUCAGAAGGACGGUGGCGAGGCCCUGGCUUCAUGAAGAACUCGUUGCAGUUCUGGUACCUGGCACAAAUUGUCCUUCGCUGGGCAUGCGAUCAGCAAUCUGAUCCACAAUACACGCUUGUGAGCACCGCUCCCAAUUAUAGUACCAAUUACGACCAAGCAGACAUGGCUACCCUGAAGGCCUUACUCAGAUUGGAGUAUAGUAGUCGAAAGCCUCCGGGUUAA
This is a messenger RNA of Exophiala spinifera, 1482 nucleotides long. RefSeq lists its product as uncharacterized. The transcript is spliced from 4 exons. Gene Ontology annotation, molecular function: DNA-binding transcription factor activity, RNA polymerase II-specific; RNA polymerase II cis-regulatory region sequence-specific DNA binding; zinc ion binding. Bases 1 to 1482 code for a protein of 493 amino acids. The record is from RefSeq and is a predicted model, not a curated record. Gene Ontology annotation, biological process: regulation of transcription by RNA polymerase II; DNA-templated transcription. Lineage: Eukaryota; Fungi; Ascomycota; Eurotiomycetes; Chaetothyriales; Herpotrichiellaceae. Gene Ontology annotation, cellular component: chromatin.